Molecule: messenger RNA, 16808 nt
Organism: Amblyraja radiata (thorny skate)
Lineage: Eukaryota; Metazoa; Chordata; Chondrichthyes; Rajiformes; Rajidae
Product: ryanodine receptor 1
Exons: 107
Coding region: 31-15258 (5075 amino acids)
Biological process (GO): striated muscle contraction; intracellular calcium ion homeostasis; release of sequestered calcium ion into cytosol by sarcoplasmic reticulum
Cellular component (GO): Z disc; sarcoplasmic reticulum membrane; sarcolemma
Molecular function (GO): protein binding; ryanodine-sensitive calcium-release channel activity
Source: RefSeq, a predicted model, not a curated record
CGGCGGACGGAGAGAGCGCGCGGAUAAACCAUGGCCGAGGGCGGCGAAGGAGAAGAGGAGAUUCUGUUCCUGAGAACAGAUGAUGAAGUUGUUCUUCAAUGUACCACAACCAUUGUCAAAUCGCAGAUUAAGCUCUGCCUUGCUGCUGAAGGAUUUGGAAAUCGACUCUGUUUCCUUGAACCAACAUCAAAUGCUAAGAAUGUGCCUCCAGACCUUGCAAUCUGCAGCCUUGUCCUGGAGCAGUCGCUCUCUGUCCGAGCUCUGCAGGAAAUGCUGGCCAACACCGUUGAAAAGGGCAAUGAGCCUCUUGAUCUGGACAAAUGGUCUUCUCAAGGAGGAGGGCACAGAACCCUUUUGUAUGGUCAUGCUAUUCUACUCAGGCAUUCUCAUAGUGGCAUGUAUUUAUGUUGUUUGACAACCUCAAGGUCUCUAACAGAUAAAUUAUCCUUUGAUGUUGGACUGCAGGAAGAUGCUUCAGGGGAAGCUUGCUGGUGGACUAUUCAUCCAGCCUCCAAACAGAGGUCGGAAGGUGAGAAAGUACGUGUAGGUGAUGACCUCAUCCUUGUCAGUGUUUCUUCUGAGAGAUAUCUGCAUUUAUCUUGUGCCAGCGGAGAUUUGCAAGUGGAUGCCUCUUUUAUGCAGACUCUUUGGAAUAUGAACCCUACCUGCUCAGGCUGUGAGCUUGCUGAAGGAUUUUUAACUGGAGGGCAUGUUCUUCGCCUGUUCCAUGGUCAUAUGGAUGAAUGUCUGACCGUAGCAUCAUUUGAUCAGGGUGAAGAUCAACGCAGGUUAGUUCAUUAUGAAGGUGGUGCAGUGUGCAGCCAUGCCAGGUCCUUGUGGCGAUUGGAGCCAUUACGCAUCAGCUGGAGUGGUAGCCACAUGAAAUGGGGUCAGUCUUUCCGUAUUCGUCAUGUUACCACAGGCAAAUAUUUGGGCCUGGAUGAAGAGAAAGGGCUUUUACUCUUUGAACAGGAGAAAUCAAACAUCAAAAUCACUUCAUUUUGUUUCCGAAUCUCAAAGGAUAAAAUCGAUACAUCUCAUAAAAGGGAUGUAGAAGGCAUGGGAACCCCUGAGAUCAAGUACGGUGAGUCGAUGUGCUUUGUCCAACAUGUGAACAGUGGACUUUGGUUGACGUAUGCAGCAGCUGAUACCAAAACAGUCCGCUUGGGACUUUUGAAGAGAAAAGCUAUACUACACCAAGAAGGACACAUGGAUGAUGCACUUUCACUAUCACGUUCGCAACAAGAGGAAUCCCAGGCUUCACGAAUGAUUUAUAGCACAGGCGGCCUUUUCAACCAAUUCAUUAAUGGUCUAGAUAUGCUAAGUGGAAAGAAUAAGUCUUCAGCUCCAGUAUCCUUACUUAUUGAUACCAUAGUGCUGAGCCUUCAGGAUCUGAUCAACUACUUCCAACACCCCGAAGAGGAGCUUGCUCAUGAAGAGAAGCAGACCAAAUUACGCUCACUCAAAAAUAGGCAGAAUUUAUUCCAGGAAGAGGGCAUGAUUCAACGGGUAUUGGAUUCCAUUGACCGAAUGAACAUGUAUAACAGCGCAGCUCAUUUCUCUGAGUUUGCGGGAGAAGAAGCAGCUGAAUCUUGGAAAGAAAUUGUUAACCUUCUUUAUGAACUGUUAGCUGCUCUCAUCCGUGGAAAUCGUAGAAAUUGUGCUCUCUUUUCCGAUAACCUUGACUGGUUGGUCAGUAAACUGGAUCGACUGGAAGCUUCUUCAGGUAUCCUAGAAGUCCUGUACUGUGUUUUGAUUGAAAGCCCUGAAGUUCUGAACAUCAUAACAGAAAACCAUAUCAAAUCAAUUAUCUCUCUUUUGGACAAACAUGGACGAAAUCAUAAGGUGCUGGAUGUAUUGCGCUCUCUCUGUGUCUGCAAUGGCGUGGCAGUACGAUCGAAUCAAAAUCUUAUUACGGAGAAUCUACUUCCUGGUCGUGAUCUGCUGCUCCAAACAAACAUGAUUAACUAUGUCACCAGCAUGAGGCCAAAUAUUUUUGUGGGUACAUAUGAAGGUUCUACACAAUAUAAGAAGUGGUACUUUGAACUGAUUGUGGACUAUGUUGACCCAUACGUAACACCACAAUCUACUCAUCUACGAGUAGGCUGGGCGUUAACAGAGGGUUACAGCCCUUAUCCAGGAGGAGGUGAGGGCUGGGGGAGCAAUGGAGUUGGAGACGACUUAUAUUCCUAUGGUUUUGAUGGACUUCACCUGUGGUCAGGACAUAUUGCCAAGGCAGUUGCUGCUCCUGAUGCACACUUGCUUGCUGCUGAUGAUGUUGUUAGUUGCUGCCUUGACUUGAGUGUUCCAAGUAUCUCUCUACGGAUCAAUGGUCAUCCUGUGCAAGGCAUGUUUGAAAAUUUUAAUGUGGAUGGCCUCUUUUACCCUGUGGUUAGCUUUUCUGCAGGAGUCAGGGUCAGAUUUUUACUAGGUGGUAGGCAUGGGGAAUUCAAGUUUAUGCCUCCACCUGGUUAUUCUCCUGGUUAUGAAGCACUACUACCAAAGGAAAGAAUGAGAAUAGAGCCCAUCAAACAAUAUAAGCAUGAUUUUGAUGGCACUCGAAAUCUUUUGGGCCCUGUACAAUCACUGUCACAUACUGAAUUUGCUCCGUCUCCUGUGGAUACAGCGCAGAUUGUUCUACCACCUCAUCUGGAACGUAUACGAGAGAAAUUAGCUGAAAACAUACAUGAGCUUUGGUCUAUAACAAAGAUCGAGAUAGGUUGGACGUAUGGCACAAUCCGAGAUGACAACAAAAAACUGCACCCUUGUCUCGUUGAGUUUCAUAGGUUACCUGAACCUGAGAGAAACUACAACUUGCAAAUGUCUGGUGAAACUCUGAAAACCCUCCUGGCAUUAGGGUGCCAUGUUGGAAUGGCUGAUGAAAAGGCAGAAGAAAAUCUAAAGAAAAUUAAAAUGGCCAAAUCGUACCUUAUGACAAGCGGUUAUAAACCUACUCCACUUGACCUUUCCCAUGUAAAACUUACUCCAGCCCAGAAUACUUUGGUGGACAAACUGGCUGAAAAUGGUCACAAUGUCUGGGCACGGGAUCGCAUCCGCCAAGGGUGGACUUUCAGUAUUUUGCAGGACAUAAUGAAUAAGAGAAAUCCCCGCCUCGUACCAUAUAAUCUCCUGGAUGAACGCACAAAGACAACAAACCGAAACAGCUUGUGUGAGGCUGUCCGUACAUUGAUUGGUUACGGCUACAACAUUGAGCCACCAGAUCAAGAAACAAUUGCCCAUACCACAGGUAAAGGCCGCGGUGACAAGGUGCGGCUGUUUCGUGCUGAGAAGUCAUAUGCAGUGAAGUGUGGAAAGUGGUAUUUUGAAUUUGAAGCUGUGACUGUGGGAGAAAUGAGAGUGGGAUGGGCACGGCCUGACUGCAGGCCUGAUAUACCAUUGGGUGCUGAUGACCUUGCUUUUGUCUUUAACGGAUUUAAGGGACAGCGCUGGCAUGUAGGGAGUGAACCGUUUGGCCGUACGUGGCAAUCAGGUGAUGUGGUUGGCUGUAUGAUUGACCUGGACGAUAUGAACAUCAUGUUCACGCUCAAUGGAGAGAUGCUUAUCAGAGAUUCUGGUUCCGAAUUGGCUUUUAAGGACAUUGAAAUAGGCGAUGGGUUCAUUCCUGUGUGUAGCCUGGGACUUUCUCAGAUUGGGCGCAUUAACCUAGGCCAAGAUGUUAGCAGCCUGAGAUACUUCCCCAUCUGUGGUUUACAGGAAGGUUUUGAGCCCUUUGCUGUAAAUAUGAAACGGGAUAUCACAAUGUGGUUCAGCAAAAGUUUGCCUCAGUUUGUUCCUGUUCCUGCUGACCAUGGCCACGUUGAGAUUACAAGAAUUGAUGGAACAGUUGACAGCCCUCCUUGCUUGAAGGUUUCCCAUAAAACAUUUGGGUCUCAGAACAGCAACAGCGAUAUGCUGUUCUUUCGACUCAGCAUGCCUGUUGAGUUUCAUGACACAUUCAAAUGUACCCCGGGAACAACACCAUUAACCAGAAUGACAAUCCCAGAAGACGACGUUGAAGAUAUUGAUAUGGAUUCGGAGUUUGAAGUUCUUAAAAAAUCAGCCAGUCGAACUCAAACCGAAACCCCUGCCAAUGAGAAGGAGGGCUUGAAGGAUGCGGCUAAGGAACUGGCCAAAACAGAGAAUGAGAAAGAUUCCUCCUCUGAGAAAAGUAAAUCCAAAACCAGGUUCUUAUUUAAAAAAAAGCCUGCCUUUAUUAGUCCAUCACCAGUUACACCAACUGUUCCGCGCUUAAUACAAGAUGUUGUGCCGGAUGAUAGAGAUGAUCCAGAAAUUAUUUUGAACACAACCACGUAUUACUAUUCCGUAAGGAUAUAUGCUGGGCAAGAACCAAGUGGUGUGUGGGUUGGCUGGGUGACCCCAGAUUUUCACCAAUAUGAUGGCAACUUCGAUUUAUCCAAAGUUCGCACUGUCACGGUUUCUGUGGGAGAUGACCAAGGAAAAGUCCAUGACAGUAUGAAGCGCAGUAAUUGUUACAUGGUCUGGGGAGGUGAAUUUAGUAACAGCUCACAACCGAGCCGGAGUAAUGUCGACCUGGAGAUUGGGUGUCUUGUUGAUUUGGCGACUGGCCUCAUGACUUUCACAGCGAAUGGAAAAGACAUUAACACCUAUUACCAGGUUGAACCAAAUAAGAAGUUAUUCCCUGCCAUCUUUGUGCAGCCUUCCAGUCAGAAUAUGUGCCAGUUUGAACUUGGAAAGCUGAAGAAUAUUAUGCCCAUUUCAGCAGCAAUGUUUAAGAGUGAACGGAAGAAUACCACACCUCAAUGUCCUCCCAGACUUGACGUCCAAAUGAUCACACCAGUAGUGUGGAGUCGCAUGCCAAAUGACUUUUUGAUUGUAGACACUGGACGCAUCAGUGAACGGCAUGGUUGGAUGGUCGAAUGCAUUGACCCAAUUAUCAUGAUGGCACUACAUAUUCCUGAGGAAAACAGAUGUAUUGACAUCUUGGAGUUGUCUGAACGCAAAGACCUUUUGAAAUUUCACUACCACACAUUGCUACUCUACUGUGCUGUUUGUGCAUUAGGCAACAACCGGGUUGCCCAUGCCAUUUGUAGCCAUGUUGAUGAAUUUCAGUUACUCUACACUAUUGAGAACAUGUACAUAUCAGGUCUUCUACGUAGCGGCUAUUAUGAUCUACUUAUUAGUGUGCAUCUGGAAUCAGCUAAACGAUCUCGACUCAUGAUGAAUAAUGAGUUCAUUGUCCCUAUGACUGAAGAAACCAAACAUAUCACAUUGUUCCCAAAUGGGUACCGAGUUCAUGGCCUACCUGGUGUGGGAGUUUCCACAUGUUUGCGACCCCCACUCCAUUUUGCAUCUCUAUCAUUUGUUGGCACUAGUGAUGAUCGGUACCAGUUCAGCCCUGAGAUCCCAUUAGACAUUCUUAAAACAAAAGCAAUUAACAUGCUGACUGAGACUGUUCAAGACGGUGGACAACAUACAAGGGAUCCUGUAGGCGGAAGUGUGGAAUUCCAAUUUGUCCCAGUACUAAAACUUGCGAGCACUCUCCUUAUCAUGGGAGUCUUUGACGAUGAAGAUGUUAAACACAUACUUAAGAUGAUUGAACCUAAUGUGUUUGUUGAAGUCAAAGAAGAAGUCGAAAAAAUUGAAAGUGAAAAUGUAAAGGAAGAAGCAGUGCCAGCAGUCAAUGGAGAGGGCGAGGAUGAAGGAGAAGAAGCAGAAGAAAAAGAAGAAGAGAAAGAUGAGCAAGAGAUAGACGAGACAAAAGAAGAUAUUGUUGAAGAAGGUGCUAAGGAGGAGGAACUAGAGGAAGGACUGCUGCAGAUGAAACUGCCCGAAUCAGUCAAAUUACAGAUGUGCAAACUUUUGCAGUUCUUCUGCGACUGUGAAUUGCGACAUCGCGUUGAAUCGAUUGCAUCGCUUGCGGAUCGAUUUGUUAAUAGAAUGCAAACAGAUCAGAGGGAGCGUUACCGUCAGCUCAUGCUGUGCUUCAACAUGAGUGCCGCUGAGACAGCCAGAAAAACACGAGAAUUCCGCUCCCCACCACAAGAACAGAUUAACAUGCUCAUGAAUUUCAAAAUGGGGCCAGAUGAAGAGGUUUGCCCUCUUCCAGAUAAAGUGAGAGAUGUCUUGCUUGACUUCCAUGUGAAACUUCUUGCACAUUGUGGUAUUCAAAUAGAAGAAGAUGAGGAAGAGAAAGAAAAAGAUACUUCACUCAAAGGGCGUUUACUAAAUCUUGUUGAAAAAGUAAGAAACUUGAGGAAAAAGGAUGAAAUCGAGCAGGCUCCAAUUGAAGAAGACAAAACACCUAGUACAUUGCAGGAGCUGAUUUCUCACACUGUGGUUCAUUGGGCCCAGGAAGCCUUCAUCCAGAACCCUGAACUUGUGAGGUUGAUGUUCAGCUUGCUGCAUAGACAAUACGAUGGCGUUGGUGAACUUAUCCGGGCUAUGCCAAAGGCCUAUAUUAUUAGCGCUACAUCCGUGGAGGACACCAUGAACUUGUUGGAAUGUCUAGGUCAGAUUCGCUCAUUGCUCAUUGUCCAAAUGGGUCCAGAAGAAGAGAGGCUUAUGAUCCAGAGCAUCGGAAACAUCAUGAACAAUAAAGUCUUCUAUCAGCAUCCAAAUUUGAUGCGUGCUUUGGGAAUGCAUGAGACUGUUAUGGAAGUAAUGGUGAAUGUGUUGGGUGGUGGCGAUUCCAAGGAGAUACGGUUCCCCAGAAUGGUGACAAACUGCUGCCGAUUCCUUUGCUAUUUCUGUCGCAUCAGUCGUCAGAAUCAGAGAGCCAUGUUUGAUCAUUUAAGCUACCUAUUGGAUAAUAGUGGCAUUGGACUGGGAAUGCGAGGUUCUACUCCACUGGAUGUUGCAGCUGCUUCAUGCAUUGACAAUAAUGAACUUGCACUCGCUCUGCGGGAACCGGAUAUGGAAAAGGUGGUGACAUACCUGGCGGGAUGUGGAUUGCAAAGCUGCCCGAUGCUUCUGGCAAAAGGAUAUCCAGAUAUUGGGUGGAAUCCUGUUGGAGGCGAACGCUAUCUAGAUUUUCUACGUUUUGCUGUAUUUGUUAAUGGUGAAAGUGUUGAAGAAAAUGCCAAUGUCGUUGUGCGCUUGCUAAUACGUCGCCCUGAAUGCUUUGGGCCAGCCCUACGAGGUGAAGGUGGUAGUGGUUUACUUGGGGCCAUCGAGGAUGCUAUCAAGAUUUCUGAGGAUCCUGCCCGUGAUGGACCAACGGUCAAGAAAGACCGUAGACGGGAAUUCUAUAGUGAAGAGGUCCAUGAAGAAAAUCGUGUCCAUCUGGGGAAUGCCAUCAUGUCUUUCUAUUCAGCACUAAUCGAUCUAUUGGGCCGCUGUGCUCCAGAAAUGCAUUUGAUUCAAGCUGGCAAAGGUGAAGCAUUGAGAAUCCGAGCUAUCCUGCGAUCCUUGGUUCCCAUUGAAGACUUGGUUGGUGUUAUAAGCCUGCCAGUGCAGAUACCUGCCUUUGGAAAAGAUGGCAACCUUGUUGAGCCUAAAAUGUCAGCCAGUUUUGUCCCUGACCAUAAGGCUCCCAUGGUGCUGUUCCUGGACCGUGUGUAUGGGAUAGAGAGUCAAGAUUUUCUCCUUCAUGUUUUGGAGGUUGGCUUCUUACCUGACAUGAGAGCUGCUGCCUCCUUGGACACUGUUGCUUUCAGUACCACAGAGAUGGCCCUGGCUUUGAACCGUUACCUUUGCACUGCAGUUCUCCCACUGAUAACCAAGUGUGCACCGUUGUUUGCUGGGACGGAACAUAGAGCUAUAAUGAUUGAUUCCAUGCUUCACACCAUUUACCGGUUGUCCAGGGGUCGCUCACUGACCAAGGCUCAGAGGGAUGUUAUUGAAGAAUGUCUGAUGGCUCUGUGCAGCUUUCUCCGUCCAUCUAUGUUGCAGCACCUACUGCGUCGACUGGUGUUUGAUGUACCAAUAUUGAAUGAAUAUGCCAAGAUGCCACUGAAGUUGCUAACCAAUCACUAUGACAGAUGUUGGAAAUACUACUGUCUUCCAUCUGGAUGGGCAAAUUAUGGUGUAACCUCUGAAGAAGAACUCCAUCUGACUCGGAAACUCUUCUGGGGAAUCUUUGAGUCGGUGUCUCAGAAGAGAUAUGAUUCUGACUUGUUCAAGACGGUGAUGCAGUGCCUUUGUGCGAUCGCUGGUGCACUCUCUCCAGAUUAUGUUGAUGCCAGCUAUUCCUCCAAGGUUGAGAAGAAAGCUUCAGUGGAUUCAGAAGGCAACUUUGACCCUAAACCUGUGGACACUAUGAAUGUCAUCAUUCCUGAAAAAUUGGACCCCAUUAUCAACAAGUAUGCAGAGUAUACACAUGACAAGUGGGCUUUCGAGAAGAUACAAAAUAACUGGAGUUUUGGUGAAAUUAUUGAUGAAGAGGCUCGAACACACCCAUGGUUGAGGCCAUACAAAACAUUCUCUGAAAAGGACCGAGAAAUCUAUAGAUGGCCCAUCAAAGAAUCCCUGAAAGCUACGAUUGCUUGGGAGUGGACACUUGAAAAGGCAGGCGAGGGAGUGGAAAAAAGUGACAAAGGAGAGAAGAAAACUCGCAAGAUUUCACAGUCCGCACAGGUUGUCUAUGAUCCUAGUCAUGGUUACAAUCCGCAGCCACCCGAACUGUUGAACAUGACUUUGUCUCGUGAGUUGCAGUCAAUGGCAGAGCAACUUGCUGAAAACUACCACAACACAUGGGGUCGGAAGAAGAAGCUGGAACUACAAGCCAAAGGUGGAGGAAGUCAUCCACUUUUGGUGCCAUAUGAUACAUUGACAGCGAAAGAAAAAGCUCGGGACAGGGAGAAAGCUCAUGAACUGCUCAGAUUCUUGCAUAUGCAUGGAUAUGCUGUAACAAGAGGUAUGAAAGAUAUGGAAUUGGACACAUCUUCAAUCGAGAAGAGAUUUGCCUUUGGUUUCCUGAAGAAAUUGUUGCAGUGGUUGGACAUAGCUCAAGAGUUUGUUUUACACAUAGAGGCUGUUGUUAGCAGUGGAAGAGUUGAGAAAUCCCCUCAUGAACAGGAGAUCAAGUUCUUUGUAAAGAUUUUGCUCCCAUUGAUUAAUCAAUACUUCAAGAACCAUUGCUUAUACUUCCUUUCAACUCCAGCUGAACUCCUGGGCAGUGGAGGACAUGCCUCAAACAAAGAAAAGGAAAUGAUAGCCAGUAUCUUCUGCAAACUGGCAGCUUUGGUCAGACAUAGAAUCUCCCUCUUUGGUACUGAUGCCCCUGCAGUUAUAAACUGUUUGCAUAUCUUAGCAAGAUCCCUGGAUGCCAGGACAGUGAUGAAAUCUGGACCUGAAAUAGUGAAAGCUGGUUUGCGGUCAUUCUUUGAGGGAGCUGCUGAAGAUAUUGAGAAAACUGCAGAAAAUCUGAAGCUCGGUAAAGUCUCUCAGAGUCGAACCCAAGUGAAAGGAGUUGCUCAGAAUAUCAACUACACUACCGUGGCCCUGCUGCCUGUACUCACCUCACUGUUUGAUCAUGUGGCCCAGCAUCAAUUCGGAGACGAUGUCAUGUUGGAUGAUGUUCAAGUUGCUUGCUAUCGAAUCUUGUCCAGUAUUUAUACUCUUGGAACUACAAAGAACUCUUACGUGGAAAGGCAGCGUCCCUCUCUGGGUGAAUGUCUCGCACGAUUGGCGGCUGCUAUGCCAGUGGCCUUCCUGGAGCACCAUCUCAAUGACCACAACGUGUGUUCAGUUUACAACACAAAGUCUCCACGCGAAAGGGCCAUUUUGGGUUUGCCAAACAGUGUUGAGGAAAUGUCUCCAGACAUUCCUGAUCUGGAUAAUCUUAUGAAAGAAAUUAAUGAUCUCGCAGAGUCUGGUGCUCGAUAUACGGAGAUGCCACAUGUUAUUGAAAUCACACUUCCUAUGUUGUGUAACUAUCUGCCACGAUGGUGGGAACAGGGACCUGAGAAUAUUGCCGAUGAAACCGAAAUACACUGUACAAGCAUCACCUCUGAACACCUCAAUGCCAUGCUGGGAAAUAUUCUGAAGAUUAUAGUUAAUAAUUUGGGUAUUGAUGAAGCAUCUUGGAUGAAAAGACUUGCAGUGUUUGCACAACCAAUUAUCAGCAAGGCCAAGCCUGAACUAUUGAAAUCCCAUUUCAUCCCUACCAUGGAAAAGUUAAAGAAGAGAUCAAAAAAAGUAGUGGCUGAGGAGGAUCAAUUGCGCAUGGAGGGCAAGGGUGACGUCGAGGAGAGUGAAUUACUAAUUCGCGAUGAAUUUUCUGUUCUCUGUCGUGAUUUGUAUGCUUUGUAUCCACUGCUGAUUCGUUACGUAGACAAUAACAGAGCCAUGUGGUUAACAGAACCAAACCCCGAUGCUGAAGAGCUUUUCAGAAUGGUUGGAGACAUCUUCAUCCUGUGGUCAAAGUCACAUAAUUUCAAACGUGAGGAGCAGAACUUUGUGGUGCAAAAUGAAAUCAACAAUAUGUCAUUUCUGACUGCAGACAGCAAAAGCAAGAUGUCCAAGGCUGGAGAGGAUGGACAGUCAGGAGGGUCUGACCAAGAAAGGACAAAAAAGCAGAGGAGGGGUGAUCGCUACUCCGUUCAGACGUCCCUGAUUGUAGCAACUCUGAAAAAAAUGCUUCCAAUUGGCCUGAACAUGUGUUCACCUGCUGAUCAAGAACUCAUUAACACAGCCAAGAUAAGAUAUUCCCUGAAAGAUACCGAUGAAGAAGUACAAGAGUUUCUACAAGACAACCUCCAUUUGCAAGGAAAGUGUGAAAAUUCUUCUUCAAUGCGAUGGCAGAUGGCAUUAUACAAGGACAUUGCUGGCAAAGCUGAAGACAGCAACGAUCCUGAAAAGAUAGUGAAACGAGUGCAGGAGGUCUCUGCUGUUCUGUUUCACCUGGAGCAGACAGAACAUCCUUUCAAGUCCAAGAAGAUGGUUUGGCACAAAUUGUUAUCCAAGCAGCGCAGGAGAGCUGUGGUAGCAUGUUUCCGAAUGACCCCCCUAUAUAACUUGCCAAGACAUAAGAUUAGCUAUUACUUCAUGAACGCCUAUAUGGGACUAUGGCUUCGCAGAGCGUGUGGAGAAACAGACUUUGCUAGUCUAGUGUACCUUCUGAUGAAAUCAGGUGAAGCAGAAGAAGAGGAGGAAGAGGCAAAAGAAUCAAAACCUGAUCCACUUCAUCAGUUGAUUCUUCACUUCAGUCGUACCGCUCUAACUGAGAAGAGCAAACUGGAAAUGGACCAUCUCUACAUGUCAUAUGCUGAUAUCAUGGCAAAGAGUUGUCACAUUGAAGAAGAAGCAGAGGAAGAAAAUGAAGAAGACGCUGAGCUUAGUUUUGAAGAAAAGGAGAUGGAGAAACAAAGACUUCUCUACCAGCAGUCCAGAUUACACAGCCGUGGAUCUGCUGAGAUGGUUCUACAAAUGAUUAGUGCAUGCAAGGGUGAGCCUGGUGCAAUGGUUUCCUCAACUCUAAAGCUUGGUAUUUCCAUUCUGAAUGGCGGUAAUAAUGAAGUCCAACAGAAAAUGCUAGACUAUCUGAAGGAGAAAAGAGAGACUGGUUUCUUUCAAAGUAUGCAAGCUCUCAUGCAAACCUGCAGUGUUCUGGAUCUCAACGCAUUUGAAAGACAGAAUAAGGCUGAAGGCCUAGGAAUGGUCACAGAAGAGGGAACCAUCAUCAAACGUGAACGUGAAGGCAAACAAAACGGUUCUGGUGAGAAGGUGAUGUCAGACGAUGAAUUUACUCAAGAUCUGUUCAGGUUCCUGCAGUUGCUUUGUGAGGGGCACAAUAACGAUUUCCAGAAUUACCUGAGAACUCAAAUAGGGAACACUACAACUAUCAACAUCAUUAUUUGCACAGUCGACUACCUGCUGCGCUUACAGGAAUCCAUCAGUGAUUUCUAUUGGUACUACUCUGGUAAAGACGUUGUUGAUGAGCAAGGGAAAAGAAACUUCUCCAAGGCUAUGGCUGUUGCUAAGCAAGUUUUUAAUAGUCUUACUGAAUAUAUUCAGGGUCCAUGUACUGGUAACCAGCAAAGUCUGGCUCACAGCAGAUUAUGGGAUGCAGUUGUUGGCUUUCUCCACAUCUUUGCACACAUGAUGAUGAAGCUUGCGCAGAUGCCUGAUAAUGGAGGAUCCAGAAAUAGCGAUUCUAGCCAGAUUGAAUUGUUGAAGGAGCUCUUGGACUUGCAGAAAGACAUGGUGGUAAUGCUGCUUUCAUUACUGGAAGGAAAUGUUGUGAACGGAACGAUUGCGAAGCAAAUGGUGGAUAUGUUGGUCGAGUCUUCAAGCAAUGUUGAAAUGAUCCUAAAGUUCUUUGAUAUGUUCUUGAAACUAAAGGACAUUGUGGCUUCUGAUGCAUUUAAAGAUUAUGUAACUGACCCCAGAGGACUUAUCUCGAAGAAGGAUUUUCAGAAAGCAAUGGACAGUCAGAAGCAAUACUCAUCUUCUGAGAUCCAGUUCCUACUUUCAUGCUCAGAAGCGGAUGAGAAUGAAAUGAUAAACUAUGAGGAAUUUGCUAACCGGUUCCAGGAGCCAGCCAAGGACAUAGGUUUUAACGUAGCUGUGCUACUCACUAAUCUGUCUGAGCAUGUCCCUCAUGAUACAAGACUUCAAAACUUCUUGGCAUUAGCAGAAAGUAUUCUCAAUUAUUUCCAGCCUUUCCUGGGCCGCAUCGAGAUCAUGGGCGCCAGUAAGAGGAUAGAGCGCAUUUACUUUGAGAUUAGUGAGGCCAAUAAAACACAGUGGGAGAUGCCUCAGGUGAAAGAGUCGAAGCGGCAGUUUAUCUUUGAUGUGGUGAAUGAAGGUCGAGAAUCUGAGAAGAUGGAAUUUUUUGUCAACUUCUGUGAAGACACCAUUUUUGAGAUGCAAAUCGCUUCAAAGAUCUCGGAAACAGAUGAGGGAGAAAAGUCAGAAGAAGAAGAAGAGGAAGAAGAAAAUGCUGAAGCAACAGAGGCUGAGAAAAUAUCUUCUCCAGCUGAAGCACCAUCUGCUUUUUCGGGAUUCUUUAGCUCCAUUGUCGACUUUUUUAAAAUAUUCACAUUUAAGAAUGUAAGGAAAAGGUAUAGAAAACUAAAGAAGAUGACAAUUAAAGAGAUUGUGAUGUCUCUGGUGUCCUUCUUUUGGACUUUGUUUAUAGGCAUUUUGCAGUUUAUCUACAGUAUCUGUAGUGGUUUCUUCAUGAUAAUAUGGAAUACCUUAUUUGGGGGUGGCUUAGUUGAAGGAGCUAAACAUUUGACAGUCACAGAACUCCUGGCUAGUAUGCCUGAUCCUACUCAGGAUGAGGUUCACGCUGAUCUUCCUGACAUUAGUAAGACAGAGGUUGAAGACUCUGCAGUCCAGUCUGAGUUUGAUGAGCAAGCUAAAGAUGAAGAAACAACCGAGAAGACUGAUGCAAAGAGGGAAAGCGGCCAGUUAAGGAUGGGUUCACCUGAAUCCAACCUAGGACUUGGUGACAUUGUGGAAUCUGCGGCAGCUGAGCCUCCAACCCCAGAGGGAACACCACCUAGUUUUAGGAAGGUCAGGCAACUUCAGCUGGAUAUCAAGUCUGAAGAGCAACUCAAGACUGAAGCAGAGAAAGCAGACAUCGAGAAUGGUGAGAAGGCGGAGAUGGAUAUGAAAGAAAAAGAGGUGGUUGAACUCCCGGUAGAACAACCAGGAGAAAAAGGAGAGCCAGAAGAAAAAGCAGAAAUGGAAGAGAAAGGAGAGGCGGAAGAGAAAGGAAAGCCAAAAGAAAUAGAAAAGGCUGAUGGAGAAAAAGAAGAAAAAGAAGAAGUUUCUACACUAGCAAAAAAGGCAAGAAAAAAAGCCAAGAUGGAGAGGAAAAAGGUGGAACCAGAAGCAGUGAUGGAGUUCUGGAGCGAGUUUGAAAAUUAUAAGACAAAGCUCUUGAAUUAUCUGUCAAGAAAUUUCUAUAAUCUCCGCUUCCUGGCUCUGUUUGUGGCAUUUGCAAUCAACUUUAUCCUCCUCUUCUAUAAGGUGUCAGUGCUUGAAGAUGAGGAAGACUUUGAAGGAUCAGGCUUUAACGAUGAAAUGAUGAGCAAUGGCUUUGGAAAUGGAAAUGGUGAUGAAGAAGAGGAGGAGGAAGAUGACGAUUCAUUGGUAUAUUUUGUCAUUGAAGAGAGUACAGGUUAUAUGGCACCAACUUUGAAAAUCCUCUCAAUUCUUCACACACUGCUCUCUUUCCUCUGCAUUAUCGGAUACAACUGCUUAAAGGUUCCUUUGGUCAUCUUUAAACGGGAGAAGGAACUUGCCAGGAAAUUGGAAUUUGAUGGUUCAUAUAUCACAGAGCAGCCUGCAGACGAUGACAUUAAAGGACAAUGGGAUCGGCUUGUUCUUAAUACACCGUCAUUCCCAAAUAACUACUGGGACAAAUUCGUCAAAAGAAAGGUGUUAGAUAAGUAUGGUGAUAUCUAUGGCAGGGAGCGCAUCGCAGAGCUGCUGGGCAUGGAUAUGAGUGCCUUGGAUGUCACUGUGCCUCAGGAAAAGAAACCCGCGACUGAUAGCUCUGUUCUCUCAUGGAUCACAUCCUUAGAUAUCAAGUACCAGAUUUGGAAGUUUGGUGUGAUAUUCACUGACAAUUCCUUCCUGUAUCUUUGUUGGUAUUUGGUCAUGUCUAUCCUUGGCCAUCACAACAACUUCUUCUUUGCGGCACAUCUGCUGGAUAUUGCUAUGGGUGUCAAGACUCUUCGCACCAUUCUGUCUUCUGUAACGCACAAUGGCAAGCAGCUGAUGAUGACUGUGGGACUGCUGGCUGUCGUUGUGUAUCUCUACACAGUUGUGGCUUUUAACUUCUUCCGCAAAUUUUAUAACAAGAGUGAGGAUGAAGAUGAGCCAGAUAUGAAGUGCGAUGAUAUGAUGACAUGUUACCUGUUCCACAUGUACGUGGGUGUGCGAGCUGGAGGUGGUAUUGGUGAUGAGAUUGAAGACCCAGCUGGAGACGAAUAUGAGCUCUACCGUGUUGUCUUUGACAUCACCUUCUUCUUUUUUGUCAUUGUUAUCCUUCUAGCAAUCAUUCAAGGUUUGAUUAUUGAUGCUUUUGGUGAACUGAGAGACCAGCAGGAGCAGGUGAAAGAGGAUAUGGAGACCAAAUGCUUCAUUUGUGGGAUUGGUAGCGACUACUUUGACACGACACCGCACGGGUUUGAAACACACACUUUGGAGGAACACAACUUGGCAAAUUACAUGUUCUUCCUGAUGUAUCUAAUUAACAAAGAUGAAACUGAACACACGGGUCAGGAAUCAUACGUGUGGAAGAUGUACCAGGAACGAUGCUGGGAUUUCUUCCCUGCUGGAGACUGCUUCCGGAAGCAAUAUGAAGAUCAACUGGGAUAAUGUUGAUGCUUAUAUACUGCACUUCUAACAACCUAUCACUUCUAACUAGUUCUGGAAUAAAAGUCACCUUUUUGCUGUCUGACAAAUGCUUGUAAAAAGAACAAAUUAAACUGGAUUUUAUUAUGUACACAGUUUUUAAACAAAAUAACUGAACCAGAUAUGUAAAUUGGCCAUGCUGCUUUUGCACACACUAAUCAAUUAAUGAGUCUUGAUAUAGAUUUAUACUUGAGUGUACAUUGAAAAGUCUUGAUAUUUUAUGUAUCUAUUUUACAAAUAGGAGAAAAGGUUGGUUAAAAUAAAGUGCCUUAGCCUAAUCCUGAUAUGCCAUGUAAUACAAACCCUUUAUACCUUUCCCAUUAUGCAGGUAAUGAGAUGUCUGUCACCUUGCUGCACUAUUUGAUGGUGUUAGCACCAUUGUCACUGCAUUCUACUUUCAAUCCUAAUAACUGAAAUAGCCACUGAAUUCAAGCAGCCACAUUCUGUUUGCAAACCGUCGCAGUGCUGUUCAUUAUGGGGCUCCCAGAAUCUGUCUAUGUUCAUCAAAAGACAAGUAAACAGCACGUUCACAAAACCAAUAUUUGCCAAUCUUUUUAACUCCAUGCUUAAAUGCUCCCAUAUGAACAGUUUUCUGAUGCUGCCCUGAUCAUCUGGUUACAAGGUGUUGCUAUGCAGAUAUGAAAACCUGGUGUCAGGGUUCAUCCAGGUAAAGACCAGUGUACUCUGGAAUUAAUUUUGUAGUGCACGGUUCGAAGCUUAAAUAUUAUAUUGCUGUCCUAAUUUAUUUUGUUGAAAUAAUUUUAAUUGAUCGUUGCAGAGAUAUCUUUAAUCAACUAUUUAUUUAAUUUGGUAUUUAUGUUGUCUCAAACUCCUGCUUAUUUGUUUUCUAAGACUAUGCAGUUUGACGUGUUACUUUGCUCGGACUGAUUUAUCCUGUAUUUAAGAGGGUGGUUUGGAAGAGCUAUUGUGCAUCAUGUUUAUACCACUCAUUUAUGUGGAAUGGAUAUAGUCAAUGCUUUGUUGGUAAAUCUUUCAAAAUUAGCAUCAGGUUUCUUUCUAGUUGUUUCAGAGGGGUGAUUAUUGUGGCAUUUCCCAACCAGUGUUGGUUGCGAUUUUAAUUUAAAUUUUGCUGGAAGGAUAGGAAUGCAUUUUUACACAAGUUAGUCCCUCUUGACUGUACAACUCUAAGUGUAAAACAGUGUUCAUUUUAAUCCUAUUUUUUUAAAUGAAACAUUGCUACACUGAAAACUGGAACACACAACGCAAAUACAAAAUUGGCAAUAUUGAUGCAGUUCAUAAGUUAGACUAAUAGCUCAUUCUGUAGCCUUUCCUGUGUAAUUUUCAUUGCCAACUCUUCAGCCAUUUAGUUCCAAAACAUCUUAAAAUAAUGUUGGUUACAUUUCCAGAGCUAUAGAGAAAUUAAAUGACGUGACUGCUUCAAAGAUGACACAAUACAAUAUUUGCUUGAAUGUACAACCAAAUAUAGUCAAACUCAGGAGAAAUUAACUUGGUUCCUAUCUCCUUUUACACAAUAAAAGUUGUUUGCUGUUCAA